Plasmodium vivax (malaria parasite P. vivax) is the source of this 827-nucleotide messenger RNA. RefSeq lists its product as hypothetical. Lineage: Eukaryota; Apicomplexa; Aconoidasida; Haemosporida; Plasmodiidae. The record is from RefSeq and is a predicted model, not a curated record. The coding region runs from base 220 to 597 and encodes 125 amino acids. The transcript has 2 exons.
GCACAACGAAGGUGAGAAAUAAUCGCGGCGUUUUUUUUUUUCCUGGGAAGGGAAGAAACACACAGCUGAAGCUGAUAGUGUGAGGAAGCGGGGCGAGCCACAACAUAGAGGUUGCAGUUGGAUCCUCUUCGUAAGGCCUGAAAGGAGACUCACCCCAGAGGAGAAGAAAACGCGAAGCGAGAUUGUCACCACUUCUUAUCACACAGCAGCUCAGCCCCAAUGGACAUCAACCUGGAAGAGCGAGCGUACACCUCCCCGCUGAUGCGGUACAUAUAUCAGCAAAGCCAGCCCGCAAAGAAAAGCAAAAGUGAAGAAGAAAAGAGCUACGGAUAUACCCCAUUCAGCAUACGGUUAGGAAGCCUGCCAAUAAAAAAUCCCAGCGACAAUAAAUAUAUUUCAAAUAUGAACUCCUUAAACAUCGUGAAUAUGCUCCCCCUGUCUUUGUUCUCCAACUAUAAUAGCAACAAUAUGAGCUCAACGGACAUUUUGUUUCUGCCCAAGUUUUCUACGUUCCUCUUUUUCACCAUCCCCAUUUUUGUGAUGAUGCCCAAUUUGACGCUCUACACCAAGCACUGGUUCUUCUUCGCCCCGAAGUAGGCGGGGAGGGAGCGGAGGUAUGUCAGAAGCGAGGCAUGUCCCAAGCGAGGCAUAACAUGCAAGGAGUCAUGCUAUACGCGGAGGCAUCGCAUUAGUUGAAGCACUCAUGCGCGCAGGCGGAUGGGUUUCCCUAACCGGUCCGCCUCCCCCGUUUCGUCGUUAACCACACGGGAAGAGCAACCGGUCCAGCGUCGCCUCUUUCUAUGCGGUGGCGCCGCCAAGAUAUGUUU